This is a messenger RNA of Branchiostoma floridae (Florida lancelet), 891 nucleotides long. Its product is annotated as heparan sulfate glucosamine 3-O-sulfotransferase 5-like. NCBI's taxonomy places the organism in Eukaryota, Metazoa, Chordata, Leptocardii, Amphioxiformes, Branchiostomatidae. Gene Ontology annotation, molecular function: [heparan sulfate]-glucosamine 3-sulfotransferase activity. The record is from RefSeq and is a predicted model, not a curated record.
CCUUUCACAUCUCCUGCAUACCUACCAAUGAAGGAGACUUCUUUGGCACAGCAACAUCGAUAACCCUGCCACAGGAUUUGCUUGGGAAUUUGAUGGAGAACUAGGUCCAAACAGUUCUAGUGGAUGUCUGAUGGGUUGACACGCAUGCCGCCCUCGCGGAUGCUUCCGUCUCGAGUCCUUGGCGUCCCGUGCCCCUCCGUGUCCCUGUUACCUUUGGAGAAGUCUUCCGUGUUGGAGUCAAAAUCUGAGACGUGCAAUGUCAUGAGCGUGAAAAAGAAGGCAUUCUUCCUGACCAUUCUGGGAAGCACCUUCCUUAUUGUACUUCUGGGCUACAUGGGGCACAUCGGUGCCAGCAUGUGCUUCACCGCGGAGCCACGCCACACCAACUCCAGCCCCACAUCGUCAGUGUCCACCACACGGGCAGUAGGAUGCACCACAGCGCAGGGCAGAAGUGCUGACGGCUCGGUCAUCAUCAACUCUGACGGCUGGAGUGAAGACGGCAUGUUGCAUCUAAAAAGGACCAAAAAGCGCCUUCCCAAGGCAAUUAUCAUUGGCGUGCGGAAGGCAGGGACUCGAGCUCUCCUUGAAAUGCUCAACCUCCACCCCAAAAUCGCCAAAGCUUCCUCAGAAGUUCACUACUUCGACAUCGCCGAGAACUACGAGAAAGGAAUUGACUGGUCACAGGCACAUGGCUCAGUGGUUGAAUACUUCCCACUAGAACAGAUCUGUGUGGUGGAUGGAGACAAGCUGGUGAAAGACCCGUUGCCAGAGUUGCAGCGGGUGGAGACAUUUUUAGGGUUGGAGAGAUACCUGUCCAGUAAAAACCUGUACUACAACGCCUCCAGAGGCUUCUACUGUUUGCGGAAUGACACGAUGAACAAAUGUUUGAGC